Triplophysa rosa is the source of this 1992-nucleotide messenger RNA. It is a transcript of the gene layna, whose product is annotated as layilin a. Bases 395 to 1564 code for a protein of 389 amino acids. The transcript has 8 exons. The record is from RefSeq and is a predicted model, not a curated record. Gene Ontology annotation, molecular function: hyaluronic acid binding. Lineage: Eukaryota; Metazoa; Chordata; Actinopteri; Cypriniformes; Nemacheilidae.
UUUUAAAGUACUUUAUUAAUAACAAGUUAUUUUACUAAGAGCUUAAUAAUAAUAACAACCCAUAUUUUAUUAGACACAAAUAUUAAUAAAAUAUGAAUUGGGAAAAAAUAAUAGCCUACGUGAAAAACUUACAUAUUGUAAAAUAUGCGAUUUGUUUUCAUAUCUACAAAUAAAAAGCUUUUGGCCUGUUAGAUGCUGGCAGCUGAUGACGUGUUAUGAUCUCCUGUCUGUUCAGUCACCCACCCAUGUCUCAUUCUAACCUCUCUCUCUCUCUCUCUGGAUGCGCACUAAGAGCGCGCAGUGGAUAACGGGAUAAGUGGGCGCUUUUUCUACUGGACAUAGCCUUCCGGGCAUCGGAUCAUCCUUUUGAUGUCUUGGUCAGCUUGAAAUUGUUAUGUUUAGAAGUUUGAAUAAGAGCGCUAUAAUGGAUUUGAUGAAAAUAUCAGGCUGCGCUUUGGUGAUGUACGGCGUCUCCGUGUUCGCGGCAAGGCUUCUGGAUGACAUUUACGAGCCCAGAGGCCAACAGAUAUGCAAGCGUGGCACUGAGAAACCCUGCUAUAAAAUCGCGUACUUUCAGGAUAACCGACGUAAACUCAACUUCGAAGAUGCUAGUCGUGCAUGCAGGAGUGAUGGUGGAGAUCUUCUCAGUAUAGAGUCAAAGGCUGAGCAGGAGCUUAUACAAGCUUUAAUGGAGGAACUUAAAGCGUCUGAUGGUGACUUUUGGAUCGGUCUUCGAAGGGAUCAAGGCUAUGAGGAAAUAACUGGAUACUGUCCAUCUCAGUACUACUGGCUGGAUGGAUGCCAGGCAACCUUCAGGAACUGGCACUGGGAUGAACCUUCUUGCGGGUUCGAGGUGUGUGUAGUGAUGUAUCAUCAGCCGUCAGCUCCUCCAGGCCAGGGUGGUCCUUACAUGUUCCAGUGGAACGAUGACAAUUGUGAAACCAAGAACAACUUUAUCUGCAAGUACACCAAAGAUAAACCUCAGGCACGUGUUCCUGCAGAAAAUGGAACAUUAGAAGAUGUGCUUCCAACACCCAGAAUAUCCAGAUACCCCUCCGUCACAGUAAAGGAUGAUGCCGUGAGGGGGGUUGUUACUGAACCGGCAGACAAUGCACUCAAUAUUGUCUACAUUGUACUACCUACCAUACCUCUUCUACUGCUGUUGAUUGUGGCUACAGGAGUUUUCUGCUUCAAGCUUUUCACAAAGAGCAGGAAGAAACCACAGACUGAGAUCUGCCAAAAGGAACCAGGAUACUGGGCAGCCGGAGAAAGAUGCAACAGCCCGAGCCCUGACGUCUACAACGUCAUUCGAAGGCAGCGCGAGUCGGACCUCGCUGACACUCGGCCUGAUAUCAAGAACACUUCUUUCCUUGGUUCUUCUCCAGACACGCCACCGGGAGAUUAUGACAACCUGGCAGGCAGAGACACGGAAAGUGGUUUUGUGACACUAGCCAGCACUGAAAGUGGCUUUGUGACCACUGAUAUGUAUGACACAAUGCAAGGCCAUGAAAGUGGAAGAUACUUGAGAGAUCAUGGAUGGAUGGAUGAAUUAUAUUACUACUGAUAUGCAAGAGGAAAGUUAGCUUGAGCAUUCUCCCUUUGUAUCUUUCUCUGAGUUUUUUUAUAUUAAAGAUUACCAGGUGUAGUGUUACCAUUAUUAGUGAUUCUGUUAUGAGGCUGCCAUGAUACAUGCUUUAAAUUUGAACAGUCUUUCAAACUUAUCUGUAAGCCAACUUCUGGCCACUAUGUAAGUGAAAACACUUGCUAUAAAAUGCUAUAAAAAUGAAAUAUGAUCAUGAAAAUGGUUUGCAUGACCCUGUUAUGCUGCUUUUAUUGGAUGUGCUGUGUCUGCCUCAGUAAUCACACUUUGACAAUCUCUUGCAGAAUAUUUUCCUAUGAAACACCAAAUAAUAAAAAAGUACUGUUUCUCACAUGCAAAAUAUUGGAAUGUGUAUGCCGUGAUGUUAAUGAAGCCUUAAUAAACAAAAUAAA